AUGGCCCAUCGUACAGUCGACCAAAUCAUUUUCUCUUCUGUUCCCGGGGCCGUCAAUAGUACCAUUUUGGAACUCAUCGGCCAGCGAUUAUCAAUCAAAUAUGCCAAUAAGUAUCCCGGAGGCAUAUACGUAGAUUAUGGCCAAACCAACGUCGGGGACGUCAUCAGGCCUCAGAAACAGCUUAUGCACAGAUCUCAGAAAUACCUUGCCUGUUCGACUACCUUGGGGAUGGAGAUUCAACAAGAGGAGGUCACCUUCCUUUUUGACAAGCUAGUGAAUUCUUCCGACCCACCUGUCUUGUCAGUACGAGAGCGAUGUUCAGGAGACGCCUUUGGUAUUUUCGCCUUUGCGAACUUUUACGAUCUUCGGCUUCGCAACAGCAUACAAUUCUAUAAUUGUUGGGUUAACUGGCACGACUUUGGUCGCGUAACUCGUCGAGGGGUCGAUCUAGCAAGAACAGUGCUCUCGCAGUACUCCCACACUUUAGUCAUUUAUCUUCGUGAGUCUGCAGAGUUGCACAGGCAGCGGUUUGAGCAAGGAUCUAUACAUGCGAAGUAUAUGAGGGACCUGGUAAACUUGCACGAGAUUUACUAUCGCUGUGAAGGGUGUGAAAAGCUAGAGUACGACUUUCACAUUUAUGAGACGUACGAUCAAAGACUCAUCACUGCUAUGGAUGUCUUCAACAGCACCACGACGACUAUUAGUAUCGUUGAUAUAAUCAAGUUUGAUAAGGCACCGGAGCGUCUGGCAGACCAUAUCAUUGAGCAAAAAGAGGAAAAAGAAGCAAUAGACCAAAUCGAGGCGGCUAUGUUUGACAUGUUGUCAACCUGGGAAGACAAGUUUCGUCAUGCCAUACAUAUGGCUACCCUUCCUAUCGAUACCCUACUACCUGUCUGCAGUAAAGUUAAAAUGGAAGAAUUCUUGGCCCAAUUGGACGUCGUGCUGGCAGAAUUGCGCGAUGAUUAUCGCCUCUUUGUGUGCCGGUACGCUCCCCCGCCUGAAGAUACGCUUGUCGGUAUUACACUUAGAUUCUACGUAAAACGCGUAUUAUUAGUCUUAGAAAGACUUAAGAUGUUGAUUUCAUACAUGAUUACCAAACGUGUUAAACCCGACUUUGGUCCAGAGGAUCCGGAUGGUGUCAUGACAUUCAAUGCCGCUGACCGGAUAUCGUACGUGGAAGCCAACCACGUCCCACCUCAUAAACUUUACCACCACAAGACUGGUAUUCAUGUGGCUGCCGACCUUCCCCACGCCAUCACGACCCGCGCCCUAUACGAACAUGUGUGCCGAUUCUGGGGAAAAAGACAGAUUUCGACAAACAGCGGUCGAGAUCUAAGCCAUAUGAGUACUACCCCAGCAGAUCAACCAGACUCUGGAUGUUUCGACAAUGAGGUUCUUACAACUCCCCUAUCUGAAACUACAACCAUCAUUUACUCUAACAAGUUUGCUAAUGAUAUCAUCGACUAUGUUUGCCAUCUUUCAUCAUAUCCGGUCGUACCACCCGACCUCAAAGGGAUCCUACGUUCCACAUUGGACGACGACAGCGUGGUGGAUGCCCAAAAUUUACCAUUAGGUACACCUGGUCCAGACAGUAGGCAUAACGUCACCAAUAUUGCUUCACCCCGUGCCUGUAUUUGGUGUAAAACGGAGAACACCGCGAUUGGUCAUACUGACGUCACCGAGCAAGCAAAACGGGCGCGGUGCCAAUGUAUUUUUAGCAACACCAUCACCGGUACUGAGUAUAAAGCCGCAUCUAAGAUCAACCCCUGUUACUUUGAGGGUGCACAGAGCACGAGAGCUACCAUCAUGACUCGAAUCAGCCGACUCAAUCGUCGCGGACCCAAGAACUUCGGUUUGGUGCAAUCCCAAAUUAAUAGAUCCCGUGCGAGCAUUAAUGUGCCUGGACACCAUCGUCGUCCCGCUAGUAUGCAAGAAGAAGGUGAGAUUGAGAUUCAUCACCGGGACGCAAAGGGAUAUUGUUCCGACAUAACAAGUACUAUUCCUCUAAACAUCUAUGUGGUGGAAUAUCGGAAUGUCCAACAGAAAAGGGUCAUUGUCGAGUACAUAUAUCAGUUCAUUGCAGCAGAGAUGGGCCGGCAGCAGUCCAUUUAUCCCUUCAAGCUAAAGGCCAAGAUUGACAUCGAGAGACCUUGCGGCUCUGAUUUUUCCCUCAUGACAGUUAGUACCAAUAACAUACCGAUCACAUGUGAUGCUGAGUUUAAAUCCAGACUGCACCAAAUCAUCGAUGCUAUUAACACACACGGCCCACCCAUGACUAGAGAUGGUGUCGAUGCCGUCAUAUUUCUUGAAGCAACGAAAGAUAAAGUGAAGGAAGGUGUGUUGUUCUAA
Messenger RNA from Branchiostoma belcheri (Belcher's lancelet), 2349 nucleotides. RefSeq lists its product as uncharacterized. Bases 1 to 2349 code for a protein of 782 amino acids. Lineage: Eukaryota; Metazoa; Chordata; Leptocardii; Amphioxiformes; Branchiostomatidae. The record is from RefSeq and is a predicted model, not a curated record. The transcript is spliced from 3 exons.